AAUGGUAGAUUCUAGAAAGUCAUCGACAAUUCCAAUGGCUCCUCUUACUUUCCAAUUAUAAAUAUCACUUCCAUUAACAAAUUCGUUGUUACGUUUAGUAUUUUCUAGCAAACGCAUCGCCUCCCUUUCUCUACCCUUCUCAGGUCAUCCGUUUCUUAUUGUCGGUUGCUUCCUUGAGCAAUUGAAGAUAAUAAGAAUAACUGUUGAUCAAUUUUUUGAGUUAUGGCUGAGGAGGGUCACAAAGUCACUUUGAAUGUUUAUGACUUGAGCCAAGGUCUAGCGCGACAACUUUCCACUACCUUCCUUGGGAGACCUAUCGAGGCCAUAUGGCACACAGGAAUUGAUGUGUAUGGCAAUGAAUACUACUUUGGUGGAGGUAUUCAACAUGAUUCUGCUGGAAAAACUCCAUAUGGAAAACCGAUGCGGUCGAUAGAUUUAGGAACAACACACGUUCCCAAGGAUGUUUUUGAGAUGUACUUGGAGGAAAUCAGCCCGCGUUACACAGCCGAAACCUAUAGUUUACUCUCACAUAAUUGCAAUAACUUCAGUAAUGAAGUUGCACAAUUUUUAGUCGGUGCAACCAUUCCUGAUUACAUUCUUGACCUCCCUAACAUAGUUAUGAGCAGUCCUAUGGGUGCCUUCAUAUUGCCCAUGAUUCAAAAGUUGGAAGCUACACUGAAGGCAGGUGGAGUUCCGAUGGCACCCCAGUUCAACCCUGCUUCAACUAACGUCCCUAGAUCAUCAUCAUCGGUUUCGAAUAGCUCUAGGACUCAGGAUCAUGUCAAACCAAAGCCAGAGGUAGAUCAUGCCAAGCCUGUUGAGAAGACAACACCUGCAGAACUGCAGACAUCAAAUACAAAUGGGAUAGCCGACCCACUAGGGGAUGCUCGUAGCAAGGUGCAGGAAGAGAUCGGCCGGGAAUUUGCAGCAAUCAUGGCAACGGGGACACUGCGUGCGAGUGAAGCGGCAGCAUUGGCAACAAAAAGAGUGAUGCAGAAGUAUGGACAUGCUACUCUAUCUCAGGGAUAGUGAGUAUCAUAUAUGAUUGAUGAUUGGAUUUUCAUUUGAUUAUACGUUUGGAAAGAAAGAAGAAGGGAUUGUAUUAUUUUGUGGGUUCAAAGAUGACCCAACAGCCAUUCAAAAUCAAUACAAAUUUUAAUGAUAGCUGUAAAAUUGAGGGCUUUGUUAGACUGGGAUGGAGUGGGUCUAAGAAAGGAAAUUUGUGGAAAAAUGAAGAUGGAACUUUUCAGCAUGCCUCUCUCGUAUUUCCUUUGUCUGAUGGAAGAAUUAACUUCGUGUUAAUUAGGAAUACAGUAGAUUAAGUGAGUCCCGUCCCAUAAUCUAUAGGUAUUUUAUUUGCUCCAUGCUUAACGAAUUUCUGAAUAAAAUUUAUGAAGGGAAAUUAUUAUUUC
Molecule: messenger RNA, 1412 nt
Organism: Cucumis sativus (cucumber)
Lineage: Eukaryota; Viridiplantae; Streptophyta; Magnoliopsida; Cucurbitales; Cucurbitaceae
Product: desumoylating isopeptidase 1
Exons: 5
Coding region: 223-1029 (268 amino acids)
Biological process (GO): protein modification by small protein removal
Molecular function (GO): peptidase activity
Source: RefSeq, a predicted model, not a curated record